ACUGUCAGUGGGAGAGAGCUCCGAGGAGGGGAAGGCCAGGCCAGGCAAGCGCGCGCGCUCUCGCUCUCGCUCUCGCUCCCUCUCGCCUCUGCCGGCUGCCUUACUCUGCCUUGCGGUGCCGUCCUUGUCAUUCGCAGGCCCCGAGCCGCCGCCAUGGAGACCCCUGGGCAGAAGAGAGGCACCCGGAGCGGGGCCGCCUCCACGCCGCUCUCGCCCACCCGCAUCACCCGCCUGCAGGAGAAGGAGGACCUGCAGGAGCUGAACGACCGCCUGGCCAUCUACAUCGACAAGGUGCGCUCGCUGGAGUGCGAGAACGCCGGCCUGCGCCUCCGCAUCACCGAGUCCGAGGAGGAGGUGAGCCGCGAGGUCACCGGCAUCAAGUCGGCCUACGAGGCGGAGCUGGCCGACGCCCGCAAGACCCUGGACUCGGUGGCCAAGGAGCGGGCCCGCCUGCAGCUGGAGCUGAGCAAAGUCCGCGAGGAGUUCAAGGAGCUGAAGGCCAGGAACACCAAGAAGGAAGGGGACCUGCUGGCGGCCCAGGCCCGCCUGAAGGACGUGGAGGCCCUGCUGAACUCCAAGGAAGCCGCCCUCACCACCGCCCUGGGGGAGAAGCGCAACCUGGAAGGCGAGGUCCGGGAGCUGAGAGGCCAGCUGGCCAAGUUGGAAGCUGCUCUGGCCGACGCAAAGAAGCAACUGCAGGACGAGAUGCUGAGGCGGGUGGAUGCCGAGAACAGACUGCAGACCCUGCGGGAGGAGCUCGAGUUCCAGAAGAACAUCUACGGCGAGGAGCUCCGCGAGUCCAAACGCCGCCACGAGACCCGCCUGGUGGAGAUUGACAACGGGCGCCAGCGCGAGUUCGAGAACAAGCUGGCCGACGCCUUGCAAGACCUGCGGGGCCAGCACGAGUCCCAGGUCAGGCUCUACAAGGAGGAGCUGGAGAAGACCUACAGCGCCAAGCUGGAGAACGCCAAGCAGUCGGCCGAGAGGAACAGCAGCAUGGCCGGGGCGGCCCACGAGGAGCUGCAGCAGACCCGCAUCCGGAUCGACAGCCUGUCGGCUCAGCUCAGCCAGCUGCAGAAGCAGCUCUCUGCCAAGGAGGCCAAGUUGCGUGACCUGGAGGACGCCCUAGCGCGGGAGCGCGACACCAGCCGCCGGAUCCUGGGUGAGAAGGAGCGGGAGAUGGCCGAGAUGCGGGCCCGCAUGCAGCAGCAGCUGGACGAAUACCAGGAGCUGCUGGACAUCAAGCUGGCUCUGGACAUGGAGAUCCACGCCUACCGCAAGCUCCUGGAAGGGGAGGAGGAGAGGCUGCGCCUCUCCCCAAGCCCCACCUCCCAGAAGAGCGGCAGUGGUGGUGUCCGCAGCCGGGUCUCCCACUCCUCCGGGCAGGGCUCCUCCAAGAAGCGGAAGCUGGAGGACGGAGAGAGCCGCACCAGCUUCUCCCACCAUGCCCGGACCAGCGGCCGCGUGGCCGUGGAGGAGGUGGACCUGGAGGGGAAGUUCGUCCGUCUCCGGAACAAGUCCAGUGAGGACCAGUCGCUGGGCAACUGGCAGAUCAAGCGCCAGAACGGAGAAGAGGCCCCCAUCUCCUACAGGUUCCCCCCCAAGUUCACCUUGAAGGCUGGCCAGGUGGUGACGAUCUGGGCCUCGGGGGCCGGGGUGACCCACAACCCUCCCACCGACAUGGUCUGGAAGAACCAGAGCUCGUGGGGAUCCGGAGACAGCCUGCGGACUGCCCUCCUCACCUCCGCUGGAGAGGAAGUGGCCAUGAGGAAACUGGUGCGCACAGUGGUCAUCAAUGAUGAAGAUGACGAAGAGGAUGACGAUGAAGGUGGCCUCCACCGCCACCACCACCACCACCAUAGCCACUGCAGCAGCUCCGGCGACCCGGCCGAAUACAACCUGCGUUCCCGCACCGUGCUGUGUGGCACCUGCGGGCAGCCGGCGGAGAAGGCCGGAGGCACCAACGCGGCGGCGGCUGCCGCCACCACCACCAUGUCCUCGGGCGGCUCCUCCUCCUCCAGCCUCACCAUCACGCGCAGCUACCGCACCGGAGGCCCCGGCCUCGGAGAGGGCCUCCUGCCCCGUACCUACAUCCUGGGCAGCUCCAGCCCACGCCAGCAGGGUCCUCCGGCAAACUGCAGCAUCAUGUAAUCGUCCGGUCCUCUUCUCCCCCCGCCCCCCCCCCCUACGCUCACUGCCUGCUGUAUGAAGCUCUUUGUUCUUUACAUGCACAGGAGAAAAAGAAAAGAAAAAAAGGAAAACAUUUUUAAAGAAGUUAUUUUCUACA
Molecule: messenger RNA, 2287 nt
Organism: Hemicordylus capensis (graceful crag lizard)
Lineage: Eukaryota; Metazoa; Chordata; Lepidosauria; Squamata; Cordylidae
Gene: LMNA
Product: lamin A/C
Exons: 12
Coding region: 154-2151 (665 amino acids)
Source: RefSeq, a predicted model, not a curated record